AUAAUGAUAAUAUCAUCAUUAAAUUAUCUCGGAACAUAAGAAGUAGAGAAUAAUUAAUAAGUCGGUUUAUAUACGAAAACAGGCAUAUAAGGAAUAUAAAAACGUCGAGAAUAAUAAAACGCCCAUCUUUGCUAUUUUCUUAGAUUUUUCUUAACUUAGAUCAGAUUUUUUUUUUGUUAAAAAAAAAAAAGUAUAUAAAGCGACGGUGUUAUACCUUGGCAUUGUUUCCGCUGAUGUUCGGCCACAUCCUCAACCCGACGGGUAAGCGCUCGCCCCACAAGAUCCUCCGCAAGAAGCUCAUCGGCGACAUCAAGAACGACGACCCCCUCGUCGUCGCCCGCGAAGAGAAGGAGCGGUUGGCUAAAUUUGAAAUGUUGAAGCACCGUGGAAAGGGUCCACCAAAGAAGGGGCAGGGAAGGCAUGCUGUUAAGCGCAAUAAAUAAUUACACCAUCUUAACUUUUUUUUAAUUUUAUACAUGAAUCCUCUUGUUCAAACAUUGAAGGGGUCUGUAUUAGGUUUUCAUUCCUGAUUGUUGAUCGCAAGGAUCGAUUCUCAACAUAAUUACCCCUUUUUGUUUCAGCUAAUGUACUGAAACCUUCGUGCCACUUUGUACUUGGAGAUGACAUUGGCAUUGAAUUGCUAUCAAAAUCUUCUCAUCCGUUGUAUGGAUGUGGGGGGCAGUUCUCAUCAUCCACAUUCAAACUAAAGCUCAUUUAUAUGAGACAUCAGUAAACAAUUGUGAUUCGCCUGUGCUUUGUGGUGUUUGAUCAUGAAAUCUAUGGGGAGGAUGAUGUAUUCCAGAGUUGCCAAUUUGGAGUUAAUUUUAAGAUGGUGAUCUGGUGAAGAUGAAUGUGAUAACAGAUGUUUCGAUAUAAUUCAAUACUAGGCUCUCCAUCAAUCUAAAUUUUACCAUUAAUCUUUAAAUUCAGCAUAAAUUUUUAAAUUUAGCAUGUUUCAUGAGUCCUCUGUGAAGCAGUUACAUUGCAUUAGGUUGUUAGCAUCCAGAUGAGUGUAUGGUUGAUCAUCAAUAGGGCCACACACCCAGACCCAGGUCACCAAGCAAAUUGUUACAAGAGAUAUAUAGUCAGCUUCUUUAGUAAUGGAUUCUUGAUUUUAAAAGAAAAAGAAAAAGAAAGUUCACAUGAUUUUUUUUCUUUUUAAAAAAGUAAUUCUCUGCUCCAUUUUCCUUCAUUUGGAAAGCAGGUUUUUCUUCCCUUCUUUCUUUUGAGUAGAAUGAAACAUAUGAACAAGAGAUUAGACUAGAAAGAUGAUAUGAAGAUUUCCCCCAUAGGUGUUUUCAAUCAAUUCUUUAACUAGCAGGUUUGGAAUCAAAUAGGAAUUUU
Messenger RNA from Phoenix dactylifera (date palm), 1344 nucleotides. The record is from RefSeq and is a predicted model, not a curated record. NCBI's taxonomy places the organism in Eukaryota, Viridiplantae, Streptophyta, Magnoliopsida, Arecales, Arecaceae.